Molecule: messenger RNA, 3827 nt
Organism: Stegostoma tigrinum
Lineage: Eukaryota; Metazoa; Chordata; Chondrichthyes; Orectolobiformes; Stegostomatidae
Product: cathepsin E-A-like
Exons: 9
Coding region: 131-1321 (396 amino acids)
Biological process (GO): proteolysis
Cellular component (GO): endosome
Molecular function (GO): aspartic-type endopeptidase activity
Source: RefSeq, a predicted model, not a curated record
CUUGUUUUCAUUGCACUUGGAGCAACAUUUCCCACACGAUAGUAAUUCAGAUUUUACAGCAACGAUUUAAACAUUUACAAGAACGUAACCUGAGAGCAAGCAACUUACUGGCCCUGAUCAGAAGGACAGAAUGAAGUGGAUAGUCCUCACACUUUGCUGUUUCCAUUUGACAGAAUGCCUUAAAAGAAUUCCACUGAAGAAGCACAAGUCGAUCAAGCAAACAAUGAGAGAGAAAGGGAUACUCUCAUAUUUCUGGGAACACCAUAAGAUGGAUAUGGUACAAAUGGGUCAAGCUCAGGAGUGUUCUGCCAUACAAAAAACAGCCGAGCCCCUUCUCAAUUACAUGGAUACACAGUAUGGCGGGGAGAUUUCCAUUGGUACACCACCUCAGAAUUUCACUGUUGUAUUCGAUACCGGUUCAUCCAAUUUAUGGGUGCCUUCUGUUUAUUGCUACAGCAGAGCUUGCAAAGAGCAUGACAAGUUCAUCCCAGAUAAAUCAUCAACUUAUACAAGGGAUGGCCGUCCUUUCUCUAUCCAUUAUGGUACAGGCAGUCUGACAGGAAUAAUUGGAAUAGACAGCGUCACAGUUGAAGGCAUCACUGUUGUGAACCAGAAAUUUGGUGAGAGUGUGACAGAGCCUGGUACAACAUUUUUGUAUUCCCCGUUUGAUGGGAUUCUUGGAUUAGCUUAUCCAUCUAUUGCAACAGCAGAUGCCACGCCUGUAUUUGACAACAUGAUGGCACAAGGCUUGGUAAACUUGCCCCUCUUUUCUGUGUAUCUUAGUAGAAAUCCAAAUGAUGGGGCUGGGAGUGAAAUUAUUUUUGGUGGAUUUGAUACUUCACACUUCAUCGGUGAACUCCACUGGAUUCCUGUGACCAACAAAGGAUACUGGCAAAUUCAGUUAGAUGGUGUGAAGGUUGGUGGAACUGUUCUGUUCUGUGAAAAUGGAUGCAAAGCCAUUGUUGACACUGGCACAUCCCUCCUUACUGGGCCAAGCAAGAGCAUUAAUGCACUUCAGAACAGAAUUGGAGCAGUUUCUAACAGAGAUGGAAUGUACUCCAUAGACUGUGGAUAUAUGUCCAGCAUGCCUGACGUGACAUUCACAAUAGGAGGUGUUGACUACAUUCUUCCACCUCAAGCCUACACACUUCAGGAGGAGGAUGAAUGGGGACAAAUUGAUUGCAGCAGUGGAUUCCAAGGCAUGGACAUACCUCCACCUGCUGGGCCACUCUGGAUCCUGGGAGACGUCUUCAUAGGCUAUUAUUCCGCAGUGUUUGACAGGGGGAACAACAGGGUGGGUCUUGCUAAAUCUGUCCCAUGAUGUCCCAUUGCACUGAUUCAGGUGGAUAGGAUUUCAACGAUUAUUGCAGCAACUUAGAACAUUGCGUGUAGCAUCACUUUGAAAUUAAUGAUUUUAACACUCAGAAAUUACCUCAUUGAAAAUUUUUGUCAAUGUUUCUAAACAAUCUCUACCACACAGCUUGCAAAUUCACAAUCCAGCAUUUACUAGGGUUUUAAUAUUCAUCAGGAUAUUGAUUUAAAACAAAUUUCAGGACAGACGGUAUCAUUGUUUCUCACACGGUUGUUGCACAGAGCCCAGAGUCAAUGCCCUUAAAAUCAUUGCUAUGAAAAUACUCAUCGCGUUCAGAGAUUCUAAAGUCACAGACCAGUAACUUCUGUGCCCUGUGAUUUUAUUCAAUAUACUGAGAACUUGAAGCUAAAAUGUUAGAUAUUUACCUUUAACUUCCAUCGCAAUGCAUUCCUAUCCAAAGAUCUCAACUCAGUUGCUAUUUUAAGAGUCAAUCCUGUCUAGAGAAAGGAGAAACGCCAGAAGAAAUGGGGAUUCCAUUUCAUGCAAUAAACAAACAUGCAUCAACGGCUUACAUCACAAUGGGUUUUAUUCAUCUCGAUUAGCAACGUUGCAUUGCUUCCGGAUGCAGAAAAUCUUUCUUCAAAAUGUUUUGUAAAAUGGGCUCCUUUUUAAAAACAUCUAUUUGUAUAAAGCGUGUUGCUUCUGUUGCUUGUUGAACUGGGACUAAAAUCACAAUCAGGAUCAACAUUGAUUGUUUUUGUAACUAAUUAAACUAACUUCCUCUCAGUUAAUGAUUAAUUGUUCAAGAAAUGGUUCGAGAAAUGAUAAGACCAGCAUUUACUGUCUAUCUCUCAUUGCCCUUGUACUGAAUGGUUUGCUGGGCCAUUUCUGAAGUUAGUUAAAACACAUGUAAACCAAAUUGGGUAAGGUUACCAUAUUUGCAUGCCUAAAUGACAAUAGUGGGCUAAAUUGGUUUAAAAUGGUAAUGGUUACAUGUUCGUUGUUAGGCCAAGCUUUUUUAAUUUCAGAUUUUUAUCAAAUUCAAGUUUCGCCAAUGCCAUGACAGGAUUCAAGUAGUGACAUUCCCAUUACACCAUCACCUCCUUUGUACUGUCAAGCAAAUAAUCAUAUAGAGCACAAAGGGGAAGGAAACAUAAAGAUUUUACACUGUUACACAUAAAUAAGGGCUCUCACCAGUUAUCGAAUUUAAUUACAACUUUUACCCUUCUCCCAAUACGUUUUAUUAUUUUAAAAACAGUAAGGCUUCUAUGGGGAAUUUGGCACCUUGAUAGUUUGAUUACAUUCUUACACAACUAUUGGCUGAUGUAAUAUGCCGUGUUAUAAUUGCAUUACCUUAAGAUGAAAGGGUCUAACCAUGAGCAACCUAUUAAAAAAGCCAUGAUGUGUAAUUUAAACUGAAACUCAUUCUGCUAAUAAAAAUCGAAAGAUCUGCAGAGCUGGAGAUCAGAAACAAAAACAGAAAUUGCUGGAAAAGCUCAGCAUAUCUGACAGCAUCAGUGGAGAGAAAUUUGAUUUGAUUUAUUAUUAUCACAUGUACCUAAUUACAGAGAAAAGUUUUGUUCUGCGUGCAGCACAGGCAAAUCAUAGCACACAAAGAUCAUGGAAACAUUUUAAACCAAAGAUGGAUCAGAAGGAGGAUUACAAAGUUACGGUUGCAAAGAAGAUGCACAAAAAGCAAAAUUAGAUUUGAGAUUUGACAUGUCUAUUCAGAAGUCUAAUCACAACGGGGAAGGAGUUGUUCUUGAACCUGUUGGUACAUGUUUUUGAGCUUAAGCAUCUGUUGUGUGGCGGAAGAGGUUGGAAGAGAUUAUAACCAGGGUUGAGGGGUGUUUAAUAAUGUUUGCUGCCUUUCCAUGGCAACAAGAAGUGUAGAUAGAGUCAUUGGAUGGAAGGUUGGCUUGCAUGAAGAUCUGGGCUGUGUUCGCAACAUUCUGGAGUUUCAUAUGGUUCUGGCCAGACUAGUUGCCACACCAAGUUGUGAUACAUCCAGAUAGAAUGCUUUCUAUGGUCCAUAAGUAAAAGUUGGUGAGCCUCAUUAUGGACAUACUGAAUUUCCUUAGGAUACAGAGGAAAAAGAGGUGUUGUGCCUUCUAGGCUGUCACAUCUACGUGGGUGGUCCAGGACAGAUCAGAGUUAACGUUUCAGGUCCAGUGAUUUUGAAUUUCUGACGGAGCUUAUCAAAGCUGUUGGGUUCAUGAUAUCUCCCACACCAUGGGAAUGGUGUGAAGUUGAAGCACUGAUAAGGCGUUGUUCAACAUGUUUUUGUUUGUUAUAUCAUAGAGCCAUUAUACACAUUUCUUUCAAUGUUUCUGCUCAAAAGGUGAGGGAAAUGAAUGCACUAAUAAUGCACAAUAAUUCGACAUCUUCCACAUUCACUAGUUUGCUGUGCAAUCUCUUCAAUAAUGUUGCGAUGUUUUAAACCACAAUAUAAUUUUAAAGAUGAGCUGCAGCUCAGAUUUUACAAGCCUUACAUUAAAUUAAACAAUGCUUCUGA